Cajanus cajan (pigeon pea) is the source of this 2860-nucleotide messenger RNA. Its product is annotated as Early-responsive to dehydration stress protein (ERD4). NCBI's taxonomy places the organism in Eukaryota, Viridiplantae, Streptophyta, Magnoliopsida, Fabales, Fabaceae. Gene Ontology annotation, cellular component: plasma membrane. Gene Ontology annotation, molecular function: calcium-activated cation channel activity. The record is from RefSeq and is a predicted model, not a curated record.
GUUCAGAUGCUAUUCUGAUUUCUGACACAUAUUUUAUGUUCACUCGUUUUUCUCGACUCUUCCUUGGCAAAUCUACAAGUCUAGCUUCUUACUCUGUAGCUUCUAUUUGGCAAAUCUUUGUUCUUUUCUUCUGUUCUCAACUGUUGGUCCUUCUUACUCUGUAGCUUCUAUUCUUUCAGCAUAGCAAAGAUUGCCAAUUUGCCACAUAAUAUCAGCUUCUAUUCCAAGUCUCCAAUAUUGCCAUCCAAGUGUGUUCAACUUGGGUUUUGAAUUUUGACUGAUUUCAACGAUCAUUUGUGAUUAAAGUCUCAUGCUUUGAGAGUUUUCUGAAUCUGGGUUUCUUCUCAACAUCUAUUUCGAGAUAGCUUUGUUGCCAUUUUCUCCGUUUCUGAUAUUCCCUUGUAAACAUGAUUGUGUCUGCUCUAUUGACAUCUGUUGGUAUCAACACUGCCCUGUGUGUGAUGUUCUUCGCACUGUAUUCUAUAUUGAGGAAACAACCCAGCAAUUAUGAAGUUUAUGUGCCACGCCUGCUGGCCGAAGGAACUUCUAAGAGGAGAAGUCGUUUCAACUUAGAAAGACUGAUUCCUUCAACAGGCUGGGUUGCAAAAGCCUGGAGGCUUUCUGAGGAGGAACUGCUAUCAUUAUCCGGGUUGGAUGGUGUGGUGUUUAUGCGCAUGAUAACCUUCAGUUUGAAAAUGUUCACCUUUGCUGGGAUUAUUGGUAUCCUUGUGCUUCUUCCAGUCAAUUGUUGGGGAGAUCAGCUAAAAAGUAUUGAUGUUGCGGACUUUGUCAGUAAUUCCUUGGAUGUGUUCACUAUAUCAAAUGUAAACAGUGGCUCUCGCUGGUUAUGGGUCCACUUCAGUGCUGUAUAUAUUGUCACUGGAUUCAUAUGUAUACAACUUUUUUAUGAAUACAAGUACAUAUCUUCUAGAAGAAUUUCUUACUUUUAUUCUUCCAAACCUCAGCCUCAUCACUUCACAAUUUUAGUCCGCAGCAUUCCCACUUCCUCCUCUAGUAGCAUCAGUGACAGUGUUGGGAGCUUCUUUAAUGAGCUUUACCCUUCUACAUAUCUGUCACAUGUGGUUGUUCGCCGAACAAGUAAAAUCCGUAGCCUCCUAAAUGAUGCAAAAAAAUUGUAUAAGACAGUUACUCAAUUACGGUCGGAUCCCACUCAGCAGAAGCAUAGGCGUAGUUUUUCUUCUGGACUUUUUGGCCGAAAAAACAGUGUUAUAGAGCAUUAUGAAAAGAAAUUAGAGAACAUUGAGGAGAAUGUGAGGUUGAAGCAAUCAGAGGCUUCAUUGGCAGGAGAAGAGGCUCGAGCUGCCUUUGUGUUCUUCAAGUCUCGUUUUGGUGCUGCAACUGCUGUACAUUUGCAGCAAUCAGUCAAUCCCACCCACUGGAUUACUGAGCUAGCUCCAGAACCUAGCGAUGUGUACUGGCCCUUCUUCUCUGAGUCGUUCAUGCGAAGAUGGAUUUCUAAGUUGGUGGUUGUAUUUGUGUGCAUUCUUUUCACUAUUUUGUUCCUUAUACCUGUAGUAAUCGUACAGGGGCUUACCAACCUUAGUCAAUUGGAAGUUUUGUUUCCCUUCUUGACAAGUAUCCUAACCAUAAAAUUCGUCAGUCAAAUAGUUACAGGAUACCUACCGAGUCUUAUUCUUCAGUUGUUUCUGAAAUUGGUGCCUCCUGCCAUGGAGUUCCUUUCCUCUAUUCAAGGAUACAUCUCACAUAGUGAUAUAGAAAUGAGUGCAUCUAGAAAAGUGCUGUGGUUCACAAUAUGGAAUGUCUUUUUUGCCACUGUAUUUUCUGGCUCAAUUCUAUCUGUGCUGAGAGCCCUCCUUGAUCCCAAGAACAUUCCUGGGAAGCUGGCAGUUGCAGUUCCAGCUCAGGCAUCAUUUUUUAUUACCUAUGUUGUCACCCAAGGAUGGACAAGCGUGUCAUCAGAACUCUUUCGAGUAAUUCCUUUCAUUUUCAGUUUGAUAACAAGGCCUUUCACUAGUACAGACGAUGAUUUUGAAGUUCCAUCUGCUCCAUACCACAAGGAUAUUCCAAGGGUCCUUUUCUUUGGACUUCUUGGCAUUACAUAUUUCUUCUUAGCUCCAUUAAUUUUGCCCUUCCUCUUGGCCUACUUUUGUCUUGCUUACAUCAUUUUUCGAAACCAGUUUAUAAAUGUAUAUGCACCAAAGUACGAUACAGCUGGGAAAUUUUGGCCUAUUGUACACAAUUCAAUGAUAUUUUCUCUGGUACUCAUGCACAUCAUUGCAGUGGGAAUCUUUGCACUGAAAAAGCUUUCUCUAGCAUCCUCCUUGACGAUUCCCCUACCACUUCUCACACUUAUCUUCAAUGAGUACUGCCGAAAACGGUUCCUGCCCAUAUUUGUUGCAUAUUCUGCAGAGAGUUUGAUAAAGAAGGAUAGGGAGGACCAACAAAAUGAUGCUACAAUGACACAGUUUUAUGAGAAUUUGAUAAGUGCUUAUGAAGACCCUGCAUUGCUUCCAAUUCAUUACUCACCGGACAAUGACAGUCUUCACACUCCCCUUAUAUCUCAAGCUUAAUGCUAAGGCACAAUGUUAUUCAAUGAUGAAAUAUUCAAAUUUCAAGAGCAAUGAGUGAAGUGCAAAAGGUGGUAUUUGUAUAUGCCUGUUUGCAGAUAGAAAAGUUGAAUUCUAAAACAGUAGCCAAUUUUUUCCAGCUUCUUAAAUGAAGAGCCUAAAACUUGCACACAGCACUGAACUUAUAUAUUUGCCCUUGAUCUUGAAUCACUUUCCUUGUUUGUGUAUAUUUGUUCUGAACAUGAUAUGUCAGAGCCAAAGAUGAUUCUUAUUGCUUAAUUGCCACAUUUUGAUAAGGGUUUUUGUGUGUA